Verruconis gallopava is the source of this 2117-nucleotide messenger RNA. RefSeq lists its product as uncharacterized. The transcript has a single exon. NCBI's taxonomy places the organism in Eukaryota, Fungi, Ascomycota, Dothideomycetes, Venturiales, Sympoventuriaceae. The record is from RefSeq and is a predicted model, not a curated record. The coding region runs from base 937 to 1584 and encodes 215 amino acids.
CGUCUCUGUGUUUUGCUCCUCUGAUCGCCCCGACAUCGCAAGUUCGUGCGUGUGUGUGCAAGCUCCUGCAUCACCCCAUCAAAGCAUCACAUAACUUACUCAAACCUAUACACGCACGCCCGUAUACGCGCACAAGCAUAUACGGCGCAACAAACCUCAUAGACUCGGGACGGCACAGCCCAGUUUUACCACUCGGUCCUGCAAUUGCAGACUCUCCUCUGCCGUCGUCAUUCCCAUCUCUCGAAAGCCCAUUUCCCAUUGUCCGUCCUCAGAUAAAAAGGCGGCAGCUUGGCAGACCCCCUGUGCCUUGCGAUCCGGAGCCCGAUCAUCUCACCAUUUUACUGCGUACGUCAAACGCGUCUCCACCACGGAUUGGCAGCUCCACGCCAAAACAGUUCAGACAGCCCAGGAAUCCACCUGGGUGGAUCGUCGCCACCCUUGCCCGCGUGCAGGCGCCGACCUUUUAGCGCGGGCUGUAUACCUGGGCCUUGGUACACCUGAGCGUCCCGGCCGCUAUUCAAAGACACGCCUUGGGACGGCUGCCGUCACUGCAUCUCCGCCCCAAUUUGAUCGCUCCUUCGUCUGCCGCGCCUUUUGUACUGGACGAACCCAUCCGGACAUCCGUCUGCUGCACAUUUGUGUGCCCUUUGGCCUUCCCUGGAUCUCCGGCGCAACGGUCGCAUGCCAUAAGCUGAGGGCGGCUUGAUUCGCUCGUAUCUCAUCCUGUCGGAACACGAGACCGCUGCUAUAUUACUUGCCCAGAGGACCAGCCGUUAUCUUCAGCCAUUGUCUGCGCAACUUCACGACGCCUGGGGUGCAGACACAUCCACAAAACCAUCCAAGACGGCGCCUUCACAAAGUGACACCGGGUCACUUUACCUGGACUCGCCACCCACGACACUUUCUCCGAGUACGCUGCUGCCGGCGAAGCGAAAGAUGAGCUCUGCUCGCACAUCCUCGUAUCGUCCGGCCAAGCAAUCAGUCUCUCCACGCAUAGAACUCAACGGUUCUGCCAUGUCCGGCCACGCUCAGCAACAACGCCUGCGUCCGGCACGGCAGUCGUCUGCUACGACAGCAUCCUCCCAGGGCCCGCCAGGCUCCCUCCGUCUUCCCGGCCUUCCGCGAUUCCACCCGGCCAACUUUCCAAGCGCGUAUUCGAGCCUCCAGGCGACGCCGACGUCAGGGAUGAACUCUCCGCAGCCGCCCGUGAGCCCGAGGAGCCAGCAGAGGCAGUACAACGAGGCGCAGAGAGCAUUACUCAGCUACCAGCGCGACUUUUACGCGCAGCAGCUGGCCUUGACGCAGGCCAACACCACGCACAAGCGGCAGGGCUCGAACGGCUGCACCAAACCGGCAAGCCCACGGCUCAUGCCCAUGAACGACAGUCCUGGCCCCGUCACACCGCUCGAGCUGGAAGCAGAUGGUUACUUGACCGCUGGCUCCGGUGCCGUCAGCCAAGCAGAGCAAGCGGCCUACGUCGAGCGGGUGAUUCGGGAGCAGGUCGACCGCAUGCACGGCGGCAACGUCAGCCCUGGCGGCAGCAAAGUUCCCUCUAACCCAGUCACACCCGUCGGCUCGUACUGAACUCUGCCAUCGCCACGCUCGCUUUUGAUUCAACUCUAGCAUGCAAUGAUACAUACCCUUGGCAUAUGCGGUGACGGAUACAAAUCAAGGGAGGGAGAUUUUCCUUCUUCUUUACUGUGAUUGUCAUCAUCGUUAUCAUGAUCAUCAUAUUUCCCUCGAUCAUCUUACACGGGACAAACCUGACGGUCGUUCAUGGCUGGUCCAUCACAACACCAGGGCACAGGGGUAAAAGGAGUGACUUGCAUGGAAAAUCGGUGUUGGACGGCUUAACAAUUUUUCUCUCGCUUCGAGGCUGCAAGGAAUUUACGUUAUUAUACCCCCUUUUUUUUCCUUUUAUCUUUGACGACCAUGGAGGUAUAGAUGGACAGCUCCAUCUGUGGGAACGAAAUGGCUUCAUCGUCAUAUAUCAUCAGCAUCAGCAUCAUGAGCUUUCAUUGCGCGGCUUUGUUUGAACUGGACAGCUUUCAGCGAAGUGCUCGCUCGGGCAGCUGUAGUUCCUAUCAUCAUGAAUCAAUCAAAACGCUUUGUUCCCG